Molecule: messenger RNA, 1335 nt
Organism: Humulus lupulus (European hop)
Lineage: Eukaryota; Viridiplantae; Streptophyta; Magnoliopsida; Rosales; Cannabaceae
Exons: 1
Coding region: 1-1335 (444 amino acids)
Source: RefSeq, a predicted model, not a curated record
AUGCUUCAAACUGUGGGCCAGUUUAGUGGGAUACCAGCAGAGGAUCACCUUCACCUUCACCUUCACCUUCGCUUGUUCAUUGAAGUGAGUGACUCUUCCAAGCUGCCCGGAGUGACAGAGGAUGCACUGAGACUAAAGUUGUUCCCAUACUCCUUGAGAGACUUAGCUAGAGCUUGGUUAAACUCUUUGCCAUCUGAUUCUGUGAGUACUUGGCAAGAGCUGGCUGAGCUGUUUUUUAAUAAGCAUUUUCCUCCCACUAAAAAUGCCAAGCUCCGCAAUGAGAUUACUUCAUUUCAACAACUUGAUGAAGAAUCUUUAUAUGAGGCAUGGGAGGGGUUUAAGGAGUUGUUGCGCAAAUGCCCUCACCAUGGCAUUCCACAUUGCAUCCAACUGGAGACCUUCUAUAACAGUCUCAACGCUCAUACUAUAAUGGUGGUUGAUGCUUCAGCGAACGGGGCUCUUCUUGUUAAGUCCUAUAAUGAGGCAUAUGAAAUCCUUGAGAGAAUAUCUAACAACAACUAUCAGUGGCCCACUUCUAGAUUGUCUAUAGGUAGAAAGGUGGCUGGUAUUCAUGAUGUAGACGCCAUCACUUCUUUGGCAGCCCAGGUGUCCUUGAUUUAUAAUAUCCUCAAGACAAUGAAUAUGGGGAUGAAUCUAUCAAUGGGGCAGCCUAUGGAGACACAAAUGGGGAAAAUGGAGAGCAUUUCAUGUGUGUAUUGUGGUGAGGGUCAUACUUUUGACAACUGUCCUUCCAAUCCAGCAGCUGUGUGUUACAUGGGGAACCAAAAUAUGAAUGGUCCUUAUUCUAAUUCAUACAACCCAUCAUGGAGGCAACAUCCCAAUUUUUCAUGGAGUUAUCAAGGAGCUGGCCCUACCAAUCCUUCUAUGCCUCCAAGACCAAAUUUUCCACCGGGUUACCCCCCACAAGCACCACAACAAAGGCCACAAAACCAAGCAAUGCAAUCUAUCUCUCUUGAGAACAUGUUGAAGGAAUAUAUAGUGAAUAAUGAAGCCAUGAUUCAAAGUAAAGCAACUUCAUUAAGGAACUUAGAAAACCAAGUUGGGCAACUAGCUAAUGAGCUUAGAAAUAGACGCCAUGGUACACUGCAAAGUGAUACUGAGAAUCUAAGGAAUGUGGGAAAGGAACAUUGUAAAGCCGUCACUUUGAGGAGUGGGAAAGAGUUGGAGAAGGACAAGACCAAGCCCUCUUCAAUCCAAAUAAAUGAGGAAUUCCAAAAAGACGCUGAACUUCCUAGUGCACAAAAAUCUUCCUCUACCCAGAAUGUUGCACGGAUGCCGCAACAUUAUCACCCAGAAAGUUCAAUUUCAAAGUAG